Drosophila persimilis is the source of this 5983-nucleotide messenger RNA. RefSeq names its product flocculation protein FLO11. The transcript is spliced from 2 exons. Gene Ontology annotation, molecular function: chitin binding. Lineage: Eukaryota; Metazoa; Arthropoda; Insecta; Diptera; Drosophilidae. Bases 17 to 5890 code for a protein of 1957 amino acids. Gene Ontology annotation, cellular component: extracellular region. The record is from RefSeq and is a predicted model, not a curated record.
UGGAUGUACCUGAAAAAUGCUAAUGGUAAAUAUCCUGUGGAUCGGUCUUUGGAUCGUUCCUCAGGCACUUGCCGCGGACUCAUGUGCAGGACAAUCAUUUGGAUACAGAUCGGCGGACCCAGCAGACCCCCACUCGUACUUCCUCUGUCUGGGCUUCCUAGGCCAGAUAAGGAGCACCUGCCAAGACGGAUUCCGGUUCAGUGUCCAAGACCAAAGCUGCGUGCAAGGAGGCCAGGCAAGUCCUGGCCACUCCUUAGCAGACAAGGACCCCACCAUCCACCAAAACGUAUUCAUUGACAGGCCGAUGAUUUUCAAUUUUUUCGGUAACCUGUGGGGCAGCCCCCAAAGGCCGAAUCCCUCCCUACCCCUAACGCAACCCCCCCAGACCACCCACGAUCAGCAACAAGACCCGAUACCCAGCGCAAGUUUCUCACUCUUAAGGGAAGUCAUUUCUUCCCCCCAGGAGAACGAGCCAGACUCCAAUGAUGCGUCACCUACUCCAACGAAUGAGGCAUCGAGGUGUCGCUUUUUACCAAACGGUUCCUUCAUAAGGGACUCCAAAAAAUGCGGAGUAUUUUACGUGUGUGCCAAUGGGAUCGGUAUUACUCGAUGCUGUCCAGAAGGUCUCCAUUUCGACAUCGUGAAGAGUUUUUGCAAUAUCCCAAGUAUGGUCGACUGCUCUCCCGAAGAAUUGACCACGACACCGUCCCCACCUACAACUUCGACAACGACAAUUAGGCCCAGCCCUGCAGAACCAUCAUCCAUGGAACCAUCAACAACCGAACCAUCUCCGGAGAGCUCAACAGAGCCAAGUAGCUCCAGCUCAGAGGAACCAUUGUCUACGGAACCUUCUCCGGAGAGCUCAACAGAGCCAAAUAGCUCCAGCUCCGAGGAACCAUCUUCCACGGAACCUUCUCCGGAGAGCUCAACAGAGCCAAGUAACUCCAGCUCCGAGGAACCAUCAUCGACGGAACCCUCGUCCACGGAACCUUCUCCGGAGAGCUCAACCGAGCCGAAUAACUCCAGCUCCGAGGAACCCUCGUCCACGGAACCUUCUCCGGAGAGCUCAACAGAGCCAAAUCGCUCCAGCUCAGAGGAACCAUUGUCCACGGAACCUUCUCCGGAGAGCUCAACAGAGCCAAGUAAUUCCAGCUCUGAAGAACCAUCGUCCACGGAACCCUCCUCCACGGAACCCUCGUCCACGGAACCCUCGUCCACGGAACCAUCGUCCACGGAACCUUUUCCGGAGAGUUCAACAGAGCCAAAUAGCUCCAGCUCAGAGGAACCAUCUUCCACGGAACCUUCUCCGGAGAGCUCAACAGAGCCAAGUAACUCCAGCUCCCAGGAACCAUCAUCGACGGAACCCUCGUCCACGGAACCUUCUCCGGAGAGCUCAACCGAGCCGAAUAACUCCAGCUCCGAGGAACCCUCGUCCACGGAACCUUCUCCGGAGAGCUCAACAGAGCCAAAUAGCUCCAGCUCCGAGGAACCAUCGUCCACGGAACCUUCUCCGGAGAGCUCAACCGAGCCGAAUAGCUCCAGCCCUGAGGAACCAUCGUCCACGGAACCUUCUCCGGAGAGCUCAACAGAGCCAAGUAACUCCAGCUCCGAGGAACCAUCUUCCACGGAACCUUCUCCGGAGAGCUCAACAGAGCCAAGUAAUUCCAGCUCUGAAGAACCAUCGUCCACGGAACCCUCCUCCACGGAACCCUCGUCCACGGAACCCUCGUCCACGGAACCAUCGUCCACGGAACCUUUUCCGGAGAGUUCAACAGAGCCAAAUAGCUCCAGCUCAGAGGAACCAUCUUCCACGGAACCUUCUCCAGAGAGCUCAACAGAGCCAAGUAACUCCAGCUCCGAGGAACCAUCAUCGACGGAACCAUCGUCCACGGAACCUUCUCCGGAAAGCUCAACAGAGCCAAAUAGCUCCAGCUCAGAGGAACCAUCUUCCACGGAACCUUCUCCGGAGAGCUCAACAGAGCCAAGUAACUCCAGCUCCGAGGAACCAUCAUCGACGGAACCCUCGUCCACGGAACCUUCUCCGGAGAGCUCAACCGAGCCGAAUAACUCCAGCUCCGAGGAACCCUCGUCCACGGAACCUUCUCCGGAGAGCUCAACAGGGCCAAAUAGCUCCAGCUCCGAGGAACCAUCGUCCACGGAACCUUCUCCGGAGAGCUCAACAGAACCAAGUAGCUCCAGCUCCGAGGAACCAUCUUCCACGGAACCUUCUCCGGAGAGCUCAACAGAGCCAAGUAACUCCAGCUCCGAGGACCCAUCAUCGACGGAACCCUCGUCCACGGAACCUUCUCCGGAGAGCUCAACCGAGCCGAAUAACUCCAGCUCCGAGGAACCCUCGUCCACGGAACCUUCUCCGGAGAGCUCAACAGAGCCAAAUAGCUCCAGCUCCGAGGAACCAUCGUCCACGGAACCUUCUCCGGAGAGCUCAACCGAGCCGAAUAGCUCCAGCCCUGAGGAACCAUCGUCCACGGAACCUUCUCCGGAGAGCUCAACAGAGCCAAGUAACUCCAGCUCCGAGGAACCAUCUUCCACGGAACCUUCUCCGGAGAGCUCAACAGAGCCAAGUAAUUCCAGCUCUGAAGAACCAUCGUCCACGGAACCCUCGUCCACGGAACCCUCGUCCACGGAACCCUCGUCCACGGAACCAUCGUCCACGGAACCUUCUCCGGAGAGUUCAACAGAGCCAAAUAGCUCCAGCUCAGAGGAACCAUCGUCCACGGAACCUUCUCCGGAGAGCUCAACAGAGCCAAAUAGCUCCAGCUCCGAAGAACCAUCUUCCACGGAACCUUCUCCGGAGAGCUCAACAGAACCAAGUAGCUCCAGCUCCGAGGAACCCUCGUCCACGGAACCUUCUCCGGAGAGCUCAACAGAGCCGAAUAACUCCAGCUCUGAAGAACCAUCGUCCACGGAAACUUCUCCGGAGAGCUCAACAGAGCCGAAUAACUCCAGCUCCGAGGAACCAUCGUCCACGGAACCUUCUCCGGAGAGCUCAACAGAACCAAGUAGCUCCAGCUCCGAGGAACCCUCGUCCACGGAACCUUCUCCGGAGAGCUCAACAGAGCCAAGUAACUCCAGCUCCGAGGAACCAUCAUCGACGGAACCCUCGUCCACGGAACCUUCUCCGGAGAGCUCAACCGAGCCGAAUAACUCCAGCUCCGAGGAACCCUCGUCAACGGAACCUUCUCCGGAGAGCUCAACAGAGCCAAAUAGCUCCAGCUCAGAGGAACCAUCGUCCACGGAACCUUCUCCGGAGAGCUCAACAGAGCCAAAUAGCUCCAGCUCAGAGGAACCAUCUUCCACGGAACCUUCUCCUGAGAGCUCAACAGAGGCAAGUAACUCCAGCUCAGAGGAACCAUCUUCCACGGAACCUUCUCCGGAGAGCUCAACAGAGCCAAGUAACUCCAGCUCCGAGGAACCAUCAUCGACGGAACCUUCUCCGGAAAGCUCAACAGAGCCAAAUAGCUCCAGCUCCGAGGAACCCUCGUCCACGGAACCUUCUCCGGAGAGCUCAACGGAGCCGAAUAACUCCAGCUCUGAAGAACCAUCGUCCACGGAACCCUCGUCCACGGAACCUUCUCCGGAAAGCUCAACAGAGCCAAAUAGCUCCAGCACAGAGGAACCAUCUUCCACGGAACCUUCUCCGGAGAGCUCAACAGAGCCAAAUAGCUCCAGCUCCGAGGAACCAUCGUCCACGGAACCUUCUCCGGAGAGCUCAACAGAACCAAGUAGCUCCAGCUCCGAGGAACCCUCGUCCACGGAACCUUCUCCGGAGAGCUCAACCGAGCCGAUUACCUCCAGCUCUGAAGAACCAUCGUCCACGGAACCUUCUCCGGAGAGCUCAAUAGAGCCGAAUAGCUCCAGCUCCGAGCAACCCUCGUCCACGGAACCUUCUCCGGAGAGCUCAACAGAGCCGAAUAACUCCAGUUCCGAGGAACCAUCAUCGACGGAACCGUCGUCCACGGAACCUUCCCCGGAGAGCUCAACAGAGCCGAAUAACUCCAGCUCUGAAGAACCAUCGUCCACGGAAACUUCUCCGGAGAGCUCAACAGAGCCGAAUAGCUCCAGCUCCGAGGAACCAUCGUCCACGGAACCUUCUCCGGAGAGCUCAACAGAGCCAAAUAGCUCCAGCUCAGAAGAACCAUCUUCCACGGAACCUUCUCCGGAGAGCUCAACAGAGCCAAGUAAUUCCAGCUCUGAAGAACCAUCAUCGACGGAACCCUCGUCCACGGAACCUUCUCCGGAAAGCUCAACAGAGCCGAAUAGCUCCAGCUCUGAGGAACCAUCGUCCACGGAACCUUCUCCGGAGAGCUCAACAGAGCCAAAUAGCUCCAGCUCUGAGGAACCCUCGUCCACGGAACCUUCUCCGGAGAGCUCAACAGAGCCGAAUAACUCCAGCUCUGAAGAACCAUCGUCCACGGAAACUUCUCCGGAGAGCUCAACAGAGCCGAAUAGCUCCAGCUCCGAGGAACCCUCGUCCACGGAACCUUCUACGGAAAGCUCAACAGAACCAAAUAGCUCCAGCUCAGAGGAACCAUCGUCCACGGAACCUUCUCCGGAGAGCUCAACAGAGCCAAAUAGCUCCAGCUCCGAGGAACCAUCGUCUACGGAACCUUCUCUGGAGAGCUCAACAGAGCCAAGUAACUCCAGCUCCGAGGAACCAUCAUCGACGGAACCCUCGUCCACGGAACCUUCUCCGGAGAGCUCAACAGAGCCGAAUAACUCCAGCUCCGAGGAACCCUCGUCCACGGAACCUUCUACGGAAAGCUCAACAGAGCCAAAUAGCUCCAGCUCAGAGGAACCAUCGUCCACGGAACCUUCUCCGGAGAGCUCAACAGAGCCAAAUAGCUCCAGCUCCGAGGAACCAUCGUCUACGAAACCUUCUCUGGAGAGCUCAACAGAGCCAAGUAACUCCAGCUCCGAGGAACCAUCAUCGACGGAACCCUCGUCCACGGAACCUUCUCCGGAGAGCUCAACAGAGCCGAAUAACUCCAGCUCCGAGGAACCCUCGUCCACGGAACCUUCUACGGAAAGCUCAACAGAGCCAAAUAGCUCCAGCUCAGAGGAACCCUCGUCCACGGAACCUUCUCCGGAGAGCUCAACCGAGCCAAAUAACUCAAGCUCUGAAGGAACAACAUCAUCAACCGAGAAAUCAGCCGAAAGCUCUGCCGUAAUCGAAGCGGCUCCAUCAUUGCCCGUCCGUAGACCGAUCAAACCAGUUUUGAUGUCCAACCGUCCAGCUGUGUAUGGUGGGAAGGACGAAACACAGAGUUCGGUGGGAAGUAAACAACUGCAGCAUAAUCGUGUGAUGAGCACUUUGUCAGGGGGUUCUUCUCAGUUUCAAGAAAGAACAGACUGCAGUUUCCUCCCCACUGGAGCCUUCCUAAGGGAUCCCACGUCGUGCAACAAAUUCUAUGUGUGUGUAAAUGGAAUGGCCGUUCCCCGGCGCUGUCCUAGUAUUCUCUACUUUGACAUCAAGAAGAAGGUGUGCAAUUUCCCCAGCCUCGUGGACUGCUCUCUGGUGUCCAAAGAUGCCCCGGUCUCCGUACUCAAGACACUUUCGCAGCACUCGGGUCUCAUUGGGUCAUCCAGUCAGGAAGUGGAACAGGAACCGAUCCUUGAAUGCAGCUCGCUUCCAAACGGUGAACUUGUCCGGGCUCUGAAUUCAUGCAGCAAAUUCUAUGUCUGCGCCAAUGGUCUCGCCAUAUCCCGUCAAUGUCCGAAGGGUCUGUAUUUCGACAUCACAAGGAAGAUCUGCACCUUCCCCAGUCUCGUGGAUUGCUCGAUAGUCGAGUCGAGUCGAAAGCAAGUAAAACGGAAACCUGGCCAAGGUCGGGAAGGAGGCGCAUCACCAGUGAAGCUGCAUCGCAAAUAGAGGAGAGCUGAUCUUGUAGAGAAAGGAUUAGUAUUAUUUGGUUUGCUCACAGUAUUAUUGUAUUAUAGGAACAUGGUAAAAGGGUAUCAGCAU